This is a messenger RNA of Fusarium vanettenii 77-13-4, 1656 nucleotides long. RefSeq lists its product as uncharacterized. Gene Ontology annotation, biological process: lipid biosynthetic process; fatty acid metabolic process. Gene Ontology annotation, cellular component: membrane; endoplasmic reticulum. The record is from RefSeq and is a predicted model, not a curated record. Gene Ontology annotation, molecular function: fatty acid 2-hydroxylase activity; iron ion binding. The transcript has 2 exons. Lineage: Eukaryota; Fungi; Ascomycota; Sordariomycetes; Hypocreales; Nectriaceae. The coding region runs from base 207 to 1376 and encodes 389 amino acids.
AAACUCCCCCAUCCGUUCCUUUACGUUUCAAUCGCAAUUGCUUUGCCCCCCUUUCGCUUCUCGUCCUCGUGCUUCACCCAUUCUUGGCUGGCACCGCGAGGAUAGUCUCCUAGUUGAGCGCCAUUUGAUCACAUCGAUCUUCAAUUGUAGUCUCGACUUUCACUCAUUCGUUCCCACCUGUUUGUUAUCUCCACCGCCGCUUCAACAUGCCGUCGCGAACCCUUCCAACCUUUACCCGUGCCGAGGUCGAAGCACACAACUCCAAGACUUCCUGCUACGUCUCCAUUGGCAACAAGGUCUAUGAUGUGACCGAUUUCGCCGAUGAUCACCCCGGCGGCGCUGAUCUUGUCCUCGACUACGCCGGCCGCGAUAUCAAAGAGAUCCUCGAGGAUCCGGAUUCCCACGAACACUCCGAAGCCGCCUACGACGUCCUCGACGACUCUCUUGUCGGCUUCCUCAUUUCCGAAAAGUCCGCCAAUGGUCAUGCUAAUGUCCAUGCCAAUGGAAAUGGAAAUGCCAACGGCAAUGGAGUUGCCAAGGUGGCCAACGGCGAUGCCACUACCAACGGCGAGACUUAUGUCCACCCUCGAACCGGAAUGUCCUGCGCCGAGGACUUGAGCAAGGAUACGGACUUCGACAACGAUUACAAGAGGCACAAGUUCCUUGAUCUGAGCAGGCCCCUCUUCCCUCAAAUCUGGUUCGGUGGCUUCUCGAAGGAGUUCUACCUUGACCAGGUUCAUCGCCCACGCCACUAUAAGGGCGGCCAGUCUGCGCCUCUGUUCGGAAACUUCCUCGAGCCUCUCUCCAAGACCCCUUGGUGGGUGAUUCCCACCGUCUGGGGACCUUGCGUCAUGUAUGCCGUCUACCUGGCUUCCCAGGGCUAUGACAACCAGCUCUACACUGCCGGGUACUUUGCGUUUGGAUUCUGGUUCUGGUCUAUUAUCGAAUACGUCCUGCACCGAUUCCUGUUCCACCUCGACUACUAUCUGCCCGACAACCGUGUUGGCAUUACGCUGCACUUCUUGCUCCAUGGCAUUCAUCACUACCUCCCCAUGGACAAGUAUCGCCUUGUCAUGCCUCCCACGCUCUUUGUGGUCUUGGCUUACCCUUUCUGGCAUUUCGCACAUGCCGUCUUUUCGUACAGCUGGCAUGCUGCUACCGGAGCUUUUGCCGGUGGUCUCUUUGGCUACAUCUGCUACGAUUUGACGCACUACUUCCUUCACCACCAGAACCUCCCUCUUUGGUACAAGGAACUCAAGAAGUACCAUCUUGCUCAUCACUUCCUCGACUACGAACUCGGUUUCGGCGUCACGAGCAAGUUCUGGGACUCCAUUUUUGGCACUGAGCUCAUCUACAAUGUCAAAAAGACAAACUAAGUUGAUUCAUCUUGCAUAUGCCUUUACUGCCCAGCUUUAGAAAAUCAGUUUCUGGGCAGAGUAAAUAUUGUCUGACUACAAAGUAUGGGGUUCUGAUUGAUGGGAGUUUGGGAGUCAGACGAAAGCAAUCAUGAUUGAGGGACGGUAACGAGCUUUGCCAGGAGCAGGGCAUUUUACGACGGCAAAGAUUUCUUAUGGAUAGUUUUAAUGCUCGGGACUGUACGCUUGAUGGUAAAGCUAGUAUUGGAGAAACAAAUAAUAAUCGAUCGUUAUUCACACC